CCUGGUCCGCACCAGCUUCCUAAUUUUGCCGUUGCUUUGACAUUGUUCCCAAUUCGCCGUGCGACGCAGUUACCACAUAUGUCACUUUUAAGUGGCAUCCCAAGGGCUGUUCUCGCCUUACAUUUGGCUAAUAAAUUGCUUAUUAUUCCGGCAACAAGACUGGCAUGUUAAUAAUAACCAGGGGGACUGAGUUCAAGGACAAACCAUUAAAAUAAUGACACGCACCGUACCUUUUUACACUACCAGUUCUUACCAUGUAUGGUCACUAUUAAUAAUUAAUUGAUAUACGGUUAAUAUUAAGUUAUACUAGGCUAACUGAUUAGUUAAUAAUAGAUGUAAAACGCAGUGUUUGCAAGGACUUUCAAACCAGAGAUGCUACAUAUUUAUACUUUUAAUAAUUAAUAACCGAAUUAUUAUGUGUUUUGUGCACUUUAUUUAAACACAGACUGUUUAAAUGAAAUUGCCUAAAUAUUCUACAGGAAGUCUUAAAAUAUGAAACAGAGAGACUUGUGGUGGGGUGAGGUACCAGGAAAGUGCCGCCCCCCCCUCUCUCCGUCCGCUUUCAAUGAUACUCGACAGACUAAUUACAAGCGCUUGUUUGCGUCAGGCAUCCGGCCGGCGGGAGUUGGCUUAGCUGGGGUGGAAACUACAGCACAACUUCCAUGCCACUGCAUCAGAUGCAGCCGAAGGGACAGCGGCUUUCCCGAGCUGCGAGGGAGGAAUACAUCGCCAAGAGAGGGAAAUCCGAGAGUAGCGCGUCAUUUCAAUAAUGAAGGAAACGGAUCUCAGAGCUCAGACGGGCUGAGAAGGAAAUAUAGUUUAUAGAAAAUACGAAAAUCUAUCUUUAAUUGUUGAAGCUGUAGGCUAUAGAUUUUAUAUUACAUAGACAGCUAAUGAGCGCACAAGACAUAUCCUGUGGGCAGCAAAUUAAACAGCAAACUCUAAAUGGAAGAUCUUUCCAUUUAAUCCAACUUCAUAAACCCAUCAGCGUGCACAGCGAUGGGCUCCGUCACAUCAGCGCUGACGAAAGCCAAGAGUUCCACUGUCAAGGUAUCAUCCGAGCUGCAGCACGACCGGGAGCGAAGCCGCUCGGUGCGAGGGAAGAGGAGCGCGGCUCGGGCUGCCGCGUUUCCCAGUCAGCCGCCACCUGGAGCACGAACCACGCCGGAUACCGUCUCGGCGCCCGCCGGUGGCAUCGCUGCAUUCGCCAACGAGGAUGGGGAGAGCGCCGCCCGGCCCCUGUCCCGCUUCGCCCGAUCGAAAUCCCAGAAUGCCCUGUGGAAUGCCAUCACAUCGGGGAUGGGCAUCAAGGACCGGGACCGGGACCAGGCGAACCGGGAGGCACCAGCAGACCCACGAAGUCCGGAGGAGAUCCUAGCGGAGGACCCGCCGACCGCUGACCGGCCGGACGUCACCGAGAAGACAGCUCUCAGGCGGAAAUACAAGAAGACAUCACAGAGACUGCGAUGCCUGGUGAAGCAGCUGGAGAGGGGAGAGGCCUCUGUUGUGGACCUGAAGAAGAACCUGGAGUAUGCAGCCUCAGUGCUGGAGUCUGUGUACAUCGAGGAGACCAGGCGGCUGGUGGACACGGAGGAUGAGCUCAGCGACAUCCAGUCAGACUCGGUACCAUCGGAGGUGCGGGACUGGCUGGCGUCCACUUUUACGCGGCAGAUGGGCCUGAUGCUGCGGCGGACAGAGGAGAAGCCUCGUUUCCGGAGCAUCGUUCAUGCCGUGCAGGCUGGGAUAUUCGUGGAGAGGAUGUACAGGCGGACCUCAAACAUGGUGGGCCUGAGUUACCCCCCCACCGUCAUAGCUGUCCUUAAGAACACUGACAAGUGGUCAUUCGACGUGUUCAGCCUGAACGAUGCCAGCGGAGAUCACUCUUUAAAAUUCAUAUUUUAUGACUUGCUCACAAGAUAUGACCUGAUCAACCGCUUUAAGAUCCCCAUCUCUGCCCUGGUGUCCUUCGUGGAGGCGCUGGAGGUGGGCUACAGCAAACACAAGAACCCGUACCACAACCUGAUACACGCCGCGGACGUGACUCAGACGGUGCACUACCUUCUGCUGAAGACGGGGAUGGUGCACUGGCUCACGGAGCUGGAGAUAUUCGCAAUGAUCUUUGCCGCGGCCAUCCAUGACUAUGAGCACACCGGGACCACCAACAACUUCCACAUACAGACCAGAUCAGACGCUGCCAUACUGUACAAUGACAGGGCGGUGCUCGAAAGCCACCAUGUAAGUGCAGCAUACCGCCUCCUACAGGACGACGACGAAAUGAACAUCCUGUACAACUUAUCGAAGGAUGACUGGAGAGAGCUGAGGGCCCUGGUGGUGGAGAUGGUCCUGGCCACAGACAUGUCCUGCCACUUCCAGCAGGUCAAAGCCAUGAAGAACUCCCUGCAACAACCCGAAGGGAUCGACAAGCCCAAGGCCUUAUCUCUGCUGCUGCACACUGCUGACAUCAGCCACCCAGCCAAAAACUGGGACCUGCAUCAUCGCUGGACCAUGUCCCUGCUGGAGGAGUUCUUCAGGCAGGGCGAUAAGGAGGCGGAGCUUGGACUGCCCUUCUCCCCGCUGUGUGACCGCAAGUCCACCAUGGUGGCCCAGUCCCAGAUUGGGUUCAUCGACUUUAUCGUGGUUCCCACGUUUACUGUGCUGACGGAUAUGGCAGAGAAUAUCGUCACGCCGCUCAUCGACGAGGCCUCGCACUCGGGUCUGGCAGGAUUCCGUCGCUCCAGUCUUAACAGCAUCAACUCCGCUGACGUGAAGCGCUACACUGCAAAGACCACUGGUUCUGACGGGGGCACGUCCCUAAACUGUUCCCUGCUCAGCGUCGACCUCAAGAUCUUCAAAUCCCUGUGGAGCGUCGAGGUGGCCCAGAACCGGGAGAAGUGGCAGGCGCAGGCGGCCAAAGACCUGGAGGAGAAGGCCAAGCGUGAAGCAGAGGAGGAGGCCAGGUGUGGGGUUGAAGAGGAAGUCAGACAUGAGACAGAGGAGGAAUCCCAGGCAACCCAGCCGGGCCCUGUUGAGCAGCCUGGGCUGGUGGACCAGAAACUCCAGAACCGGGAGCUGAACCGACCACUGGACAGAACUGCCAAGAGCCACAUGGACACCGACAACCCAGAUCAGAUGCAGCGGACAGAGAACGGAGAGAUUCAAGAGAAACCCAACUCUUCCACUCCAGAGGACAGAUCAAACGAUCCCGAGCCAGAGUGAGAGGGGAACUGGGUCCCUUCCCCCAGCAGGACAGAUCGCUCAUCUCCAAAACCCCCAAGUACUUCUCCCUCCCCGUCGCUCCUGCCACUCGGUAACCGAUGACUACAGGCAUUUAGAAAAGCCGCCAGAAUCGUCACGGCAACCCGCGAGAUGGAGACAGUUAAGACACCAAGGUGUGGAGUCUCUGUAGGACUCAGCAAUGCUGAGCGAUCGAUGGAAACAGACCCAGGCCCCCUGCUGUCAUUAUUAUUAUUUUUUUUAUUAUUUCAUUUGGUUGCUGUAACUUAUCAUUUCUGUUAUCAUUUAUUGCAGAUGAGUGACGUCUAUCACCAGUAGUAUUAUGCUUUUUUGUAGUAUAAAGUGAGUAAAAUGCUGGCUUUUGUUUUAAGAACUGCAACAUACCUGUUAAAUGAUGCCUUUUAUAUGUAACCCUAACCCCCCACCAAGGACGAGCAUCAAUACCGCUACAAGUUUUUUUUUUUCAUUUUUCAGAUUGUGAAUGGAGUGUUAACAACAGGCCAUGAAUUGCAAUCUGUUCAGUAACAAACAUCUAAAAAGUUCAAAGAAACCCAUUAUUUUAACAAGGAAUACUUGUGAUGUACAGUACAGCACUAUAAAGAGUGACACAUUUUAAAAUAUGAACACUUAAUUUAAAAAGUACUUAAAGUGCAUUUAUUACAAUGUACACACUAUAUUUUAUAAUUUGUGAAUGCACAUUUAUUUUAAAAAACAUUACAUAGUAUAUUCUGAAUAAUAAUGAUAAUAAUAAUUAUAAUAAUAAUAAUAAAUCCUAAUUAUAAAGUAUGAUAAUGGAUAUUUCUCCUAAUUCAGUAUAUUGUGUAUAUGUUGAUGUGUACUGAAAACGAUAUUCGAUAUUUUAGUACUUUCAGGCAUACAGUAUAUUUAUGUGUGGUGUCUGUGUGCCAGGUCACGAGGGUGUAUCACCCGAAAGCCCCCACUGCCCCCCUCCCCGUGGGCUGUUACACUCGGGUUUAGAUGGAUGCCUGUAACUAUACCAGCGCAUCGGCAUAAUUAUUUUAUUUCCUGCUUGGUCGUGACGUUCUAAUUGUUACAGGACAAAUCGUUUAUUUAAUUGGUUGUUGUGUGGUGCAGGACCGAUAAUUUAUGAUUUUCGUUAAAAAAUAUGACAUGAAUACUGUGAGCCUGUUUGCGGUAUCUGUGUUUGUUUGACGGGAAAUUACAGCUGGUUUCCGCUUUUUGAAUACCUGGAUAUAUGUGUAGUUUUGUUCUGUAUUUUUUUUUUUAAAAAUACGCUGUUUUUAAUGCAGCCAAUGCAAGAUCGUUGCUUUAUUAGUUCGGAAGAAUUAUGCGAUAAUUUUAUCAUUUGAAAGUUUUCUUUUUCUUAAGGUCACAUCAGGAGCUAACUAGAAAGUGAAUUGUCAAACUUUGAAGCUGAUCUUCAAUUAGCCAUAAUUAUUGAUAAAUUCUUAGCUAACCAGUCUGGUAUCGAAGGCAGUGUUAUGUUAUGGCUUACCCUACGUAGCUUUUCGGGAUUUCAUCUUCAGCACUUGGUAAAUAAAUGCAGGUUCGUUCAAUAUUAUUACUCUGCCUUAUUCCUGCUCUCUUACAGUUUUCUGGUGCACUGUGACAGUUCUUCAUCUGUCAUUCUCAAUAGGGCCUCAUCCCCGGAAAGUACACGGCUUGGAGCGCCAUCUGGUGGCCACGUGCGUUAACCACGUGCGUUUGUGUGCUUGUGCUGUGUGUGUCAUAGCACUGGGCCGGAGCGCACUUUCUACUGCUUUCAGUAUUUCUGUUUUCCAGAGAAGCGCAAUUUACGUCAGAUAAACACUUGGGCAUGCAGUGCAUGACUCAGGCUUGUUUUUUUUUUUGUUUUGUUUUUUUAAAAAAAAAAAAAACCUUUAAACCAUUUUUGCUGCCCAAACCACAAGACACACCAAGUUGUCGAUGUAGUUUCCUUCCUUCUUGCUCUCACCAUCUGGAAUUCACAUGAUCAUCUGUUUUUUUUUUCUUUACCAGGCAAGUUUCUUAUUAAUUAGCUAAGAUGUGAUGCGUCUGUUUUUUCUCCACAGAGUACAGUAAUUAAAAGCCUUGUAAUUAAUGAUGGAUGUUGCAGGUUCGGCAUGUGUGUAACACCACCAGUCAAAAGUUUUUGCACACCACAGAUUUUCACCACUUUUCCAGUUUUUUUCACAAGCGGCAAUUUUUUUAAUUCUUCAUAAGC
Messenger RNA from Paramormyrops kingsleyae, 5419 nucleotides. It is a transcript of the gene pde1cb, whose product is annotated as phosphodiesterase 1C, calmodulin-dependent b. The record is from RefSeq and is a predicted model, not a curated record. Gene Ontology annotation, molecular function: 3',5'-cyclic-nucleotide phosphodiesterase activity. NCBI's taxonomy places the organism in Eukaryota, Metazoa, Chordata, Actinopteri, Osteoglossiformes, Mormyridae. Gene Ontology annotation, biological process: signal transduction.